Messenger RNA from Panicum virgatum (switchgrass), 782 nucleotides. RefSeq lists its product as uncharacterized. Gene Ontology annotation, biological process: transposition. Lineage: Eukaryota; Viridiplantae; Streptophyta; Magnoliopsida; Poales; Poaceae. The coding region runs from base 81 to 782 and encodes 233 amino acids. The transcript has 3 exons. The record is from RefSeq and is a predicted model, not a curated record.
CGAGAGACAUCAGACUUACCCGGGAACAAUACUUGCGGGUGCCUCCGUGGUGGAUUGCCAAUGAUUAUCCGUGCUGGGAAAUGAUAGUGGACCGGUGGUGCUCGCAAGAGUGCGUGGAGAUGCACGAGGCUGCCCGGCAGCGGCGUUUGCUGAUGCCAGGUGCAUCGCACCAUCAGGGCAACCGUAACCUCAAGGCGUACGCGGCUAGAUAUUCGGCGUCACAUGGUGGUGUGCCUUGCACCCAAGUCCAGGCAUACUGUUUGGCCCACAAAGGAAAGGCGACGUCCGAUGUCACCUUCAACCCGCAGGAUCCGCCCGAAGUGUACAGCAACGCAAGCGUUCACAGCCGCCUCAGUGGGUACACCUCGAUGGCACAAGAAGUUCAUGGGCCGGAGUUUGAUGCGAUCAAUGAGCCCAUUGAUGGAGAAGUCGUCAUGAGGGCGGGAGGAGGCAAGAAGCAUGGACGGUACUGGUUUGGCGACAGCUUAGUCGACACGGCGACUACUCCCACUCUCUCACAGAUUCGAGCCAGGAGUACCAGCUCAAGCCCUGCCAUACGCCCACGGCCAGACACUACACAGACUCAGAUUGAGGCUGUCAAGGUUAUUUCUGUUUCAUCCGUCGUUCCUCCGUUUUUACAUAUGUUCGCUUUGAAUUCUAACCUUGGGAUCAAAUCCUUUAGGCCCAGAUGGAAGCAUCCUUCCAAGCACGGCAAGAGGCGACUGAGGAGAGGUGGAGGGCCGAGCGGGACGACAUCCAGCAAAAAUUGGAUCAAACUCUAA